This is a messenger RNA of Trichoderma aggressivum f. europaeum, 963 nucleotides long. RefSeq lists its product as uncharacterized. The transcript has a single exon. NCBI's taxonomy places the organism in Eukaryota, Fungi, Ascomycota, Sordariomycetes, Hypocreales, Hypocreaceae. Gene Ontology annotation, molecular function: oxidoreductase activity. The coding region runs from base 1 to 963 and encodes 320 amino acids. The record is from RefSeq and is a predicted model, not a curated record.
AUGAUGAAAGCCGUCGAAGUCCUGGGCACCAAAGCCAAUCCUCAAGUCACGCUCAACCCCGCCGUCCCAAAGCCAUCACCAAAAAAUGGUGAGAUUCUCAUCAAGGUUCACGCUGCGGGGCUGACUGGAGAUGAAAUCACCUGGUGGGAAUUGUGGGAGCAUCCCAUUCGCAUUCCGGGCCACGACAUCUCUGGAGAAGUCGCUGAGCUGGGCCCGAAUUACAAAGGAGACUUGAAGGUUGGAGAUGAAGUUUACUCCAUGAUCCAUGGCUGGAGGGGGCUGGGACAAGCAGAGUAUGCCAUCGUGGAGAGCGACGAAGUAGCCAGGAAACCAAAAUCUUUGAGCUACGCUCAGGCAUCUGCGCUGCCAAUUCCUUUGCUGACUGCUUGGGAAUCUAUUUUUGAGCGUGCUAAUUUACAAAAGGGGCAGAAGGUCCUUGUUACUGGAGCUUCUGGUGCUGUGGGCGUCAUCGUUGUACAGAUGGCCUCUCGACUAGUCGGUGCUGAGGUUGUUGCCCUCUCAAGCGCCCAACAUCACGAUUCAUUAAGAGCACUUGGCGCCAGCCAGCUCGUUGACUACAACGGUCCUAAUUGGGAGGAUACAAUCACGGAUGUUGAUGUCGUUAUCGACACCGUUGGGAACCCAGUCUUGGCCAAGACAUGGACGACGGUAAAAAGCCACGGUCACAUCAUCACAGUUGGACAGCCUCCGGCGGCAUGGGAGUAUGGAAAAGGUCGACCUGAGGAGCUGGAUGAUUUCCCCAAUGUGAAGUGGCUCUUCUUCGUUGUCACACCAAAGGCCGAAACGCUGGAUAAGGUGGCACGGUUGAUCGAUGAGGGGGCGAUUAAACCUAUAGCGAUUGAGGUUUUCCCUCUUGAUAAGGUGGUUCAGGCACAUAAGCAUGCCUCGAUACGGAACCGAAAAGGGAAAGUUGUCAUUGAGUUUGUACCGGAAAAGAAUUGA